Yamadazyma tenuis ATCC 10573 is the source of this 1245-nucleotide messenger RNA. It is a transcript of the gene DUS1, whose product is annotated as tRNA dihydrouridine synthase. The record is from RefSeq and is a predicted model, not a curated record. NCBI's taxonomy places the organism in Eukaryota, Fungi, Ascomycota, Pichiomycetes, Serinales, Debaryomycetaceae. Gene Ontology annotation, biological process: tRNA processing. Gene Ontology annotation, molecular function: tRNA dihydrouridine synthase activity; flavin adenine dinucleotide binding.
AUGACGGGAAGAGCAUUAUACAAAGCCAUAGGCAGCCCCAAAACCAUCGUUGCACCUAUGGUGGAUCAGUCCGAACUCGCAUGGAGAAUAUUAUCAAGAAGAUAUGGGGCCGAGUUGUGCUACACUCCCAUGUUCCAUGCCAGGCUAUUUGCCACCGAGGAGAAAUACCGUAAGAAUAUGUGGAGUGAGUUUGAUGGUAAUGAGGACAUCGAUCGGCCUGUAAUUGUGCAGUUUUGUGCUAACGAUCCCGAAUACUUACUCCAGGCGGCCAAAUUGGUAGAAAACAAAUGCGAUGCCGUGGACUUGAAUUUGGGAUGUCCUCAGGGAAUUGCUAGAAAGGGGAACUAUGGUGCUUUUCUAAUGGAUGACUGGGAGUUAGUUCGCAAGUUGAUCACAAACCUCCAUGAAAACCUAUCGGUUCCAGUGACUGCUAAAAUAAGGGUUUAUGACGACUGGGAAAAGUCUCUCGCUUAUGCCAGAAUGGUACUAGAUGCUGGUGCUCAGUUUUUGACUAUCCACGGAAGAACAAGAGAUAUGAAGGGCCAACUUACGGGUUUAGCCAACUGGGACAUCUUGAAAUACUUAAAGGACAACCUUCCUGAAGACCAGGUUUUCUUUUCCAACGGAAAUAUAAUCUACCCCAACGACCUUCAAAGGUGUAUGAACCACGUCGGUUGUGAUGCAGUGAUGUCUGCUGAAGGGAACUUGUACAACCCUGGGGUAUUUUGGACAGAAACCAACGAAAAAGAAAAGCAGUUUCCUCGAGUCGACAAGCUCUUGAGGGAAUACUUUGAGAUCUUACGUGAGUAUCCUACUGAUGCCAAUAAGCAUGCUAUGAAGGCCCACUUUUUCAAGAUAUUGCACGAGUUCUUGAAUGUGCACAAAGAGCUCAGACCUGUGAUUGGAAGAACCAGCGUCCACGCCAACAUGGAUGACUGGGAUGCAAUCGUAAAACAGGUUGAAGCAGCCGUGGCCAAAAUCUAUCAGCAAGACGAUAUUAGUGAUUUGGAUGUCAUAAAAGUCGGCGAAGAUGAAAGCUGGGGUGGACAGUAUCGAGAAGUGCCAUAUUGGAGAUGUCAACCAUAUUUCCGCCGUGUCGAUGGAGAGAAGCAAAACACCCGAGUGUUGAAAAUAGCAGCUUCAAGUGAAUUAGCCAAUACUAAUAAAAGAAAGACGGUGGAUGAGAAGGCUGAACCAGUGGAUGCAAAAAAAUCAAAAACCGAGCCUUUAGCAGCUACAACUUAG